Messenger RNA from Pleurotus ostreatus (oyster mushroom), 1896 nucleotides. It is a transcript of the gene SUR1, whose product is annotated as zinc-finger protein. The record is from RefSeq and is a predicted model, not a curated record. Gene Ontology annotation, cellular component: nucleus. Gene Ontology annotation, molecular function: DNA-binding transcription factor activity, RNA polymerase II-specific; RNA polymerase II cis-regulatory region sequence-specific DNA binding. Bases 1 to 1896 code for a protein of 631 amino acids. The transcript has 6 exons. Lineage: Eukaryota; Fungi; Basidiomycota; Agaricomycetes; Agaricales; Pleurotaceae. Gene Ontology annotation, biological process: central nervous system development; regulation of transcription by RNA polymerase II.
AUGAAGGAACGCUCAAGGCAGCACCACGACCUCUAUCAAGGACCGCAAUCACCUCAAUUUUCUGUUCUACACUACGAUUUCUCCGAUAUGAGGUCUACAAGUCCUAAAUACGGACAAGACCUUGGUGGCGUCGAGGCGCAGAGCCGCAAGCAGGCUGCCCGCCCACCGGUGGUCAUGGCGAGUACAUGUACGGGGUGUGUGACAGGAUGCGAAGAGCCUUCGUGCCCGGCAGUGGAACUCACUCAGCCUGGGUGCACCAGCCGAUGCGUCGAGAUCGUCCACGUCGUCCCGUGCCCGUAUCCGAACCACGAAAACGACGACGAUGCCGCCCCAUGCGACACAGACUGCGAGGGAAUUGCAGACUGCUCGAUGUGUGUGCCGGAGAAGCUGGCUGCGUACUGCCCGCAAGACCCAGCAUGCGCUGCAGAAAACCUUAGCGCCUGUGGGUUGGAAGCGACGGGCUACAACGCGCUCGACUCUGAUUUUGAUUCGUGGUUCUGCGCAACGUGCAUUCCUGGCGACGCAUCCGAUGCUGUAACGCCGCAAUCCAAGCAGCAACAUGCUUAUUCGCAACCCGUCUCAUCGGAUAUUCCGAGCCAAAACUGGUCGAUCCCUAAUCCACCACCAGCGUUGGAAGCUCGGUAUGAGGAUACUAUCCUACCCACCCCUCCUACGUCAACAAUCCAGACGUCGAAGGGGGAGCAUCCAACUUCCUCUUUAAAUAGUACUGAUCGCUUCGCCUCGCCCAAUAACCAGCAACCACAGCAAGCGCCCCAGCAGUCGCCACCGCAACCGCUAUAUACCUGUAUGUGGGGCGACUGUCUAGCGUGCUUCAACAACCUCCAGGAUUUUGUCGGCCAUGUGAACCUCCAGCAUCUACGACCCCCCGUCGCACCACCCCCACCGGCGCAGUUCCAGGACGCGAGCCCGACGCCGUCGUUCUCUUCCUACGCAUCAUCGCCCAGCGAUUACUCGGCACAGUCAACGCCUGUCAAUCCGUUUUGUCUGUGGCGCGAUUGCCAUGUCGACUCGUCUUUGAGCAGUUUGCCUGGCCCUUCUUCACAAUGUGCGUCCCAGGCGUUCCUCGAGGCGCUUGAAGCGCAUCUUUUGCACGACCAUCUUGGCAUUCGGAACUGUCAUCCACUGCGCCCUUUCGAAGGCGCCCACCAGGAACAGCCCUUGUGGAACGACCACAGUCGUAUAUUCGACACUGCCGCGCAGGAACAAUCGGCUGAAAAAAAUCCUGCUCCCCCUCCCGCCCCCCCGCCACUCAACAGCAACAGCCCCGUUGAAUCGGCUGCUAAUUCGGAUACAGAAAUUGGUCAUGGGCAUGAUUGUUCGAUUGAGGUCCAUCGGUGCCUCUGGCAAUCUUGUGGCCUGCACUUUUCGACUUGCGACGAGCUGACAGAGCAUCUAUCGUCGGCUCAUGUGGGUGGCGGCAAGGGCCACUACGACUGUCGGUGGGAGGGCUGCGAUAGGCAUGGGGAACGAUGCUUCACCAGCAAGCAGAAAAUAUGCAGGCACCUCCAAACCCAUACUGGGCACAGGCCUUUCCAGUGUAAGGUUUGCAACGAAAAAUUCUCCGAGGCAGCCACCUUGCAGCAACAUAUGCGUCGCCAUACCAAUGAGAAACCAUUCAAAUGCAGUCAUCCUGGUUGCGACAAGUCCUUCUCAAUAAGAGGUGCCCUAACAAUACAUCAGCGAACACAUGACGGCUCGAAGCCGUUCAAGUGCUCAUAUUGCCAGAGAGCUUUCUCCGAGUCAUCUAAUCUGUCGAAGCAUCUGAGAACUCAUACUGGUGCCAGACCGUACCCUUGCACCCACGAUUGCUGUGGGAAGGCCUUUGCGAGGCCUGACCAGCUCACGAGGCAUAUGCUCACACACAGGAAGAGUUGA